AUACUUACUCUGUUUUGGGGAUGCUUUUUUGGAAGCAUUUUCAUGCUGGGUCCGUUUUUACCUUUGAUGUUUAUAAGCCCGUCUUGGUAUCGCUGGAUCAACAACCGCAUUGUGGCAACCUGGCUCACGCUACCCGUGGUUUUUAUUUCAUCAUCUAUAAAAUAAGGAAAUUGGAGUAGAUGAUCUUUGGAGAUCCAUUCCAGAUUCAGCAGUGUAUGUCUGAUACUAAAGCCAAACAUUUAGAGGCAUUACUGGAAACCAUGUUUGGUGUAAAAGUGAUUGUUACAGGUGAUGCAUUUGUUCCGGGAGAAAGAAGUGUCAUUAUCAUGAAUCAUCGGACAAGAACGGACUGGAUGUUCCUGUGGAGUUGCCUGAUAAGAUAUAGCUACCUCAAAUUAGAGAAAAUUUGCCUCAAAGCCAGUCUCAAAAGUGUUCCUGGAUUUGGUUGGGCCAUGCAGGCUGCUGCCUAUAUCUUCAUUCAUAGGAAAUGGAAGGAUGACAGGAGCCAUUUUGAAGACAUGAUUGAUUAUUUUUGUGAUAUCCAUGAACCACUUCAACUCCUCAUAUUCCCAGAAGGGACUGAUCUCACAGAAAGUACCAUGGCCCGAAGUAAUGAUUUUGCUGAAAAGAAUGGACUUCAGAAGUAUGAAUAUGUCUUACAUCCGAGAACUACAGGUUUUACUUUUGUAGUUGACCGUCUAAGAGAAGGUAAGAACCUCGAUGCUGUCCACGACAUCACGGUGGCCUACCCCCACAACAUUCCUCAGACAGAGAGCCACCUCCUCCACGGGGACUUCCCCAAGGAGAUCCACUUCCAUGUCCACCGCUACCCCAUAGACACCCUCCCCACGUCCAAGGAGGACCUGGAGCUCUGGUGCCACAGGCGGUGGGAGGAGAAGGAAGAGAGGCUGCGCUCCUUCUACCAGGGGGAGAGGAAUUUUUACUUUACUGGACAGACUGUAAUCCCGCCUUGCAAGUCUGAGCUCAGGGUCCUCGUGGUCAAACUGCUGUCUCUAGUGUACUGGACCCUGUUCAGCCCUGCAAUGUGCCUGCUCAUCUACUCGUACAGUCUUGUCCAGUGGUAUUUUAUAAUCAUCAUUGUCAUCUUCGUGCUGCAGGAGAGACUAUUUGGUGGACUGGAAAUCAUGGAACUUGCAUGUUACCGUUUUUUACACAAACAGUCACAUUCAAAUGCAAAGAAAAAUGCGUAAGAUUGUCAAGCUCAGAGUGUAAAAACCUGGGGAUAUUUUCGAAAUGUUUUAGUAAGCCUUUGUAAACUGAGAUGCAUUUUUGCAUGACUAUGUCAAAUAUUUCUUACUACCAUCAUUGUUAAAGAUAUUUUGCACUUAGUUUUGUGGAAAAAUAUUGCUACACACACAAUUUUUCUUUUUAAUCUCUGAAUGUAAUUUCAACACUGUAGCAGGAAGGGAUCACCGUGAAAUAACUCGGGCCAGAAUGUUAUUAAACAAUCACCAGGCUGUUAGCAGACGAGAUACAUCCGAGAUUUUCUUAAAGGCCCAACUCCUACUUCCACACAAAUCCCACAUUCAGGAGGCAGAGCUGGGGCUGUUAUGCGCCGGCCCAGAUCCAGCACUGGCACCGACUGCGGAGGCGAGGGCCCCUACCCCUGGCUCCCUCCCUCGCCAUGGGCCCCGCACAACCUUCUUUGCUGAUCAAACCCUCGCAUCCCUCCAUCAGGCCAGAAAACAAAACCCCUUCUUCUUAACCUGAGCAGACAUCUUGGUAGGAAGCCCUUCAUCAUUCAUAAAAUCUUGGCAUUAGCCUUGCAAUGACCAGACGUCCGAAGACCACCAGUGCCCUUUUCUCACGUUGAAAAUAAGACCUGGACGUGUCUCAGGGAGCAACCACUUAGAAACCUUAGUCUGAAUUUUUAAAGCUAGAAAUUCCUACCGUUUAGUUCUUCACUUCCACGUAACCUCACCUGCUGAGUGCUGGUUUCUUUACAGCUUGUCAGCAGGUGUAGCCUUUUUGCAUUAAAAAGGGUAUAUAAAUCAAGUCACUUACCUUUUUAAACGCAAGUGUAGAAAAACGUUGUUAUUGCCGUCACAAACUCUUGAAGUUGUGUCUUGGUUGAAAUAUUUCUUUAAAACCUGCCACAAAAAAGGAAGGUUACUAUAUUUUCUACAUGCACAUGGGUGUCUAACAUCUGCCUUUAAAACAACAAGAUCGCUUGCCGACAGGACAGUCACAGUUUAGCCUAAAUUAUUCAACCCCUGUAGCCUUGACACAUUUUUCUGAGAACCAAAAUGGUCACACAAAAAUGAAUCCUUUUGUAAUGACAGUGAGAGCUCGCCCUCUCUCUGUCUCUCUUUUAGUCCCAGGUUUCCUCCUUCGGGAGUAAAAGUUAAGCCCACUUUCGACCAAUUGUGCGCCUAAAUAUUCUUGUCAUUUGGAGUCAAUGGAAAAUCCAACAAACCAAUAGCGCUAGUCUCCUUUUCAGGCGAAAGAAACGUGUGGUCACUUCUUCACCCCACUGGAGGCUUUUUUGUCGUACUGGGGGUGCCGGUCAGAGCAGCAGAAAAUAGGGGGCAGUUAAAAGUUUUCAGCUGUUAAGCAAAGAGAAAAAAAAACACCUUACUUUGGCCUUGCACCAGCCUCAAAAGCCAUUUAUUGCUUUGUGUCCUCUUUUGGCUUGAGUGCCUUCUCCUUGAUUACAUCUCGUCUUUGAUGGACGGCGACUUCCAGCCAACAGCUGGCGCGGGCAUCGCCGGGAGAGGCAGGCACGCCGGGAGCAGGACGCCAGAGCAGGUUCUCAGGGAGCCAGGGGCGGCCGUGCUCUGUGGACAUACCCCUGUUCCGGGAAGAGUACUAACUAGUGCCUCUCCUGAAACCCACCACCCUGUAUUUAACUCCUCCUUCACGGCUGUUUUUAAUCCUGCCAGGAGCUACUAAUUAGCAAUUACGCACAUCUGCUCCAAACCUAGCUGUUUUUAAGGUGGUUUCUUUUUAACCUUUUUUCCCCUUAAUAAAAGAAGUUUCCAGUUUAGGCUUCUCUCAGACUUCUUUUGGUUAUAUUUGGAAACAAGAACUAGUUAACAGUCAGGAUUGUGUUUGUCCUGGGUGAGAGGGAAGCGCUGUGUUUUCUGCGCAGGUGUUCGUAGUGUAGCCGCCCUUCCUCCAACUUCUUGUGGCUCCUCCUUCAAGGUCUAAUUGCCUUUAAUGGCGUGUCCUCUUUAACCCUCUGAAACCUGUAAAAGGGGAACUUUUUUUUUUUCCUUUUUAGAACAUGUUUUCUUUUGAUCGUGAAAAACAUGUUUAAGAUUAAAUGCAAACUCCUUUUACCUACCCAGAAUUCGUAAGCCCUGAAACUGGCAAAUAUAGACACUGUAUUUGCUCUAAAAAUCAGAAAUAAUAACUUCAAAAAGAAAAAACUUGCUGGCGGGUGGGAUUUGGGUUUGUUUGUUUGUUUGCAGUAAGGCUUCUUUUAAAAUUGUAAUUAUUUGUGUCUCCUACACAACUUUUCCUUCUCAGUCAAAAAAAAUGAAAGACAUAUACAGUUCAUGACUUGGAAUCUAGAAAUUGGUAAGAAAGUGUCAAGCAGAGGUUAAUGCAGCUUCAGUAUUGUGAUUGGCCCCGGGAGUGGUCCGCUCCCCACCUUCCCACUUGACUCCUGAGUCACGCUGGACUCGCAGCCACUGCUUGUCUGGCUGCAUCAACACUCACCUCCUACUUAACGCCCUUUCAGUGCAUUGAAAGCAAACUCAAUGGGCUUCGACGUGUUUGCAGGGCUGUCUGUCCGAUUGUUACAUCUUAUGGUUCGGACACAUUUUAAAUAAAACCAGUGUGGUUUACAUGGGACAUGAACCAUUAUACUCGAAAUAGCAACCUCCAGGGAAGGGUGCCGAUUAGGUCACAAGUCUUUCCACCUGCAUCUGUGAUGGAACAAGCCCAGGUACUUGUAAAAUUCAGCAGAAGCACAUGGUAAGGGACUAAAAAAAUGAAAGUUAGGACCCUUUGUUGAAAACUCCUGAUAAAACCCUUCCUUGUUUGCGGUGCUGCUAGAGCACGGGUGAGGGUGAGAUCCCGGCUCCCACUCGUGUCCCUGCGGGUUGGUUACCCCACAGCCCACGGCAGACGUUGGCCGUGGUGGCCGAGACCGAAUUCCCCAGGAGGGAGGGGGCCCCGUCUCACCCGGACUUCAAGCUCUGGCCCGACCACAAUGCCCUCGUGCACUUUUAUAACAGAGACUGAUGGAGGGAGACUCUUGGCAUCAAGUUGUUUACAUUUCUUUAUAUAAAUGAUGUGCUUUCAGUGCCUUAGUUACGGGUUCCUUUCUUUUUCUCGUUCCAAGAAUUGUGCAACGCGUCUCUUAGGUGAAAGAGUCUUUUUGCUAUUCGCUAGGAGACAAACGGCUCAUAAAGCACUGGUCACUGUGGCAAACCCUACGUUGUGAUGACAUGGGGAAGGGAGCCUGCUGCUGCCGCGGCGGUUGCCUCAGAGCUGUUCCUCAUGCUGUAGGAAACUAAAACGGUCUUGUCACCUGGCGAGCUUCAGAUUAGAUACGGCCCUAAAGUUGUCUUGUGCCGACCUUAAAUUCUUAUUUCAGAAGAGAGUCUUGGUUUGGGUAAUUCAUUUUCUAAAAGAUCAUUAUGUACAAAGCACUAAGUUUUAAAAAUAACUCACGGAACGGCCUUAGCUUUCGGUGUCCACUGGUAUGUUUGCGAGUCGCGUCUCUGUAGUACCGAUCCCAGAAUAAAGUGGAGAGAAUUAAA
Messenger RNA from Vicugna pacos (alpaca), 4733 nucleotides. RefSeq names its product lysocardiolipin acyltransferase 1 (gene LCLAT1). The record is from RefSeq and is a predicted model, not a curated record. Gene Ontology annotation, biological process: phosphatidylinositol acyl-chain remodeling. NCBI's taxonomy places the organism in Eukaryota, Metazoa, Chordata, Mammalia, Artiodactyla, Camelidae. Gene Ontology annotation, cellular component: endoplasmic reticulum; endomembrane system. Gene Ontology annotation, molecular function: acyltransferase activity.